AUGGAAGGCCACCCAGGAGCAGAUCAAGAUUGCUCACCGCAAGAAGGUGCUCAAGCACCACCCCGACAAGAAGGCCGGCUCCUCGGCCACCCCGAGAAGCGUCGCCAGUUUGACUCGGUCGACGAGUCGAUCGAUGAUGAGGCCGUUCCCACGGGUAAAGAGCCCGCCGACCAAUUCUACGCCCUCUGGGGUCCCGUCUUCGAGCGCGAGGGCCGCUUCUCUGAACCCAAGAACGGCCCCGUGCCCCAGCUCGGCGAUGCCAACUCGACCCGUGAGCAGGUCAACGAGUUCUACGACUUCUUCUACAACUUUGACUCGUGGCGUUCGUUCGAGUACCUCGACAAGGAGAUCAACGAAGGCUCGGACAACCGCGACGACAAGCGAUACACCGAGAAGAAGAACCGCAACGAGCGCGCCCGCAGAAAGAAGGAGGACAACGCCCGCCUGCGCAACCUCGUCGACAAGGCCCUCUCCGUCGACCCGCGUAUCAAGCAGUUCAAGGCUGACGACAAGGCCGCCCGCGAGGCCAAGAAGAACAAGGGUCGUCCCGGUGCCAACGGUGCCGCUGCCGUAGACCCGCGCAAGGCCGCUGAGGACAAAAAGAAGGCCGAGGAGGAGGCCAAGCUCAAGGCUGAGCAGGAGGCCAAGGCUGCCGAGCAGGAGAAGUCUGCCAAGGCCGACGCCAAGAAACAGAAGGAGGCGGCGAAAAAGGCUAUCAAGAAGGAAAAGAAGGCGCUCAACAAGCUCAUCACCGACAACAACUACUUCCAGGCUGCUGGCGCCCCGACCCCGCAGGUCAUCGAGGCCCAGCUCAACGAGCUCGACUCGCUGUGCGAGAAGCUCGAGGCGGUCAAGCUGGCCGAGUACAGGAAGAAGGCCGAGGCUGCGUCCGGUGCUGAGGCCAUCAAGGCCGAGUUUGCCAGUGCUGCCAAGGAGGCUGGCAUCGGUGCUUCCGCUUUCGCUUAA
Molecule: messenger RNA, 966 nt
Organism: Sporisorium graminicola
Lineage: Eukaryota; Fungi; Basidiomycota; Ustilaginomycetes; Ustilaginales; Ustilaginaceae
Exons: 2
Coding region: 1-966 (321 amino acids)
Biological process (GO): 'de novo' cotranslational protein folding; regulation of translational fidelity
Cellular component (GO): cytosol
Molecular function (GO): ribosome binding; Hsp70 protein binding
Source: RefSeq, a predicted model, not a curated record